UUCUACUAAAUAAAUGGGUAGAGUUAUUGAGUAGAUUUAAGACAAAUCUUUCUGGAUUCGCUGGUAUUAAUUGUGCACCUCCAUUCUGCCCUAUAAAAGGAGCCUCCAUCGCACCGGACCGGAGGCACCCUUCAGUCUGGUCUUUGGUGUCUUCAAUGGACAACCUCAAUACCCAUUCUGAACAGGCCAAUCAACCUCAGAGACAACAAGCAAAUGGCCUUCCUUUGGAUAUACCAACAAGUCAGGUCUUAGAUAGUCAUAUGAUUGAACAACAGAGCACAAAUCAGACGCCGCAAUGGUUCUCCCUUGAGCAGCACAGGCUGCAGUUGGCUCAGGUUCUCCAACUCUGCAACGAGCAGGUUCAGGUGUUGCGGCAGCAGGAAAUGUCUUUACAGAAUGCAGUUGUAUCAAACAAUCUGACAACCGAUGUGCUGCUCCAGAAUGUUGAAGAGGUAGCCAGCAUGCGCUUAGAGUUGCAAAGGAUCCGAGAGAAUGAAGAAACUUCACGGCGUGCUUGGGAUCAUUUGCUGCAGCAUGUUGUUACUGUACAUGAAACGAACAAGCCACUUAUCAGAAUGAUUGCUACGUUGCAGCAGGAAAUAAACUCACAUGUUUCAGGCCCUGGAGAUGAAGCAUCAAGUGUGGCAAGCAGAGACAACCAGGACUGAUCGUACUUGUAUGGUUUGCAACUCUGGUGGUGCUUGUAUGAUGUUGCUGCAGCACCUCUGCGCCUGCAAGC
Molecule: messenger RNA, 739 nt
Organism: Panicum virgatum (switchgrass)
Lineage: Eukaryota; Viridiplantae; Streptophyta; Magnoliopsida; Poales; Poaceae
Exons: 2
Coding region: 156-668 (170 amino acids)
Source: RefSeq, a predicted model, not a curated record